This is a messenger RNA of Cicer arietinum (chickpea), 4152 nucleotides long. RefSeq names its product protein INVOLVED IN DE NOVO 2-like. The record is from RefSeq and is a predicted model, not a curated record. Lineage: Eukaryota; Viridiplantae; Streptophyta; Magnoliopsida; Fabales; Fabaceae. Gene Ontology annotation, biological process: gene silencing by siRNA-directed DNA methylation.
UAGAGUUAGUGAUGUUUUAUCGGUUUGUGAGAGUGAAGUGUCGUAACAUGGUGGUUCGAGGCAAACAAAUCCAACGUGUGUGUCUUCGAAACUUGAAACGGCAAUGGUAGCAAUGUUCGUUACUCCACAACAUCAAACCCUAAUUACUGUCCAAAAUUUUCACUUUUACUCUCACAAUUCCCUUCAUUCUUCCUCUUCAAAUUCGAUUUAUCUCAUGCACAGAGCUUCCAAUUCCACUCUCUUCAAGGUGCCAUAAUUUUGAGUUGAGCCUAGGAGAAACUCUAAUGGCUCACUGCUCUAUCAAGGAUACUGGUAUUACAGUAUCCCAAUUGAGUUGGUGGUAUGUUGUUUCAUCUUACGAAGAACUCAAACAAGGGAGACACAAGGUGAAAACCUCAGCCGAGACUUUCACUUGUCCGUACUGCCCUGAGAGAAAACAUGAUUAUAAGUACAAUGAACUACUUAAUCAUGCUACUGGGGUUGGUAGGAGUAGUUCGGACAAGAGAAGUGCUAAAGAGAAGGGUAGUCAUCUGGCUUUGGUAAAAUAUUUGGAAGAAGAUCUUCCUAGUAAAGAUAGUCCAUCAAAACCUGUAGAUCAAGGUACAAACAUUAUAAGCCCGGGGCAAACUGUAAUGUCUCACUGUUCUAUCAAGGAUACCGAUAUAAGUUGGUGGUAUGUUGAUACAGCUUAUGAAGAGCUCAAAAAUGGAACUCAAAACGCGAAAACCUCAGACGGGAAUUUCAUAUGUCCAUACUGCCCUAAGAGAAAACAAGAUUAUGCAUACAGGGAACUCCUAGAACAUGCUUUUAUGGUGGGUCGGAGUAGUUCAGAAAAGAGAAGUGCUAGAGAGAGGGCUAAUCAUCUGGCUUUGUUGAAAUAUUUGGAAAAGGAUGUUGUAAGUAUGCCUGGCCCGUCAAAACCUGUCGAAAAAGGUACAAAUUUGAUAAGCCAAGAACAAACUGUUACAGUCACGGCUCACAACUCUAACAAGGAUACUGAUACAAGUGAAUCUCAAAUAAGUUGGUUUUAUGUAGAUAAAUUUUAUAAAGAACUCAAGAAGGGAAGUCUCAAUGUGAGAAUCUCAGAUGCGGCUUUCACUUGUCCAUACUGCCCUAAAAUGAGAAAACCGACCUAUGAGUACAGGGAACUCCUUGAACAUGCUUCUGGGGUGGGUCAGAGUUGUUCGCAAAAGAGAAGUGUCAGAGAAAAGGCAACUCAUCUGGCUUUAGUGAAAUACUUGAAAAAUGAUAUCAUCGUUAUGAAUGUGACUGGUCCAUCAGAACCUGUGAAUGAAGUUUCAGGAACUAUAGUAAACCCAGCAGAAAAUGUGACAACUCGCUGCUCUGACAAAGAUUCUGAUAAAAGCACAUCUCAAAUAAAUGGGUGGCAAAUAAACAAAUCUUAUGAACAACUCAAAAAGGGGAUUCAAAAUGUGAAAAGCUCAGACGAUACUUUCAUUUGCCCAUACUGCCCUAAUAAAAAGAGAAAACGGGACUACGCGUACAGGGAAAUCCUUGAACAUGCUUCUGGGGUGGGUUGGAGUAGUUCACAAAAUAGAAGUGCCAUUGAAAAGGCCAAUCAUCUGGCUCUGGUCAAAUAUUUGAAAAAGGAUCUUAUAAAUGUCGGUGGUUCUUCAGAACCUAUGGAUGAAGGCACCAUAAUGUUGAACCGAGGAGAAACUGUAACAGGUCACCUCCCUGAGAAGGAUACUAAUAAAAGGGCAUCUCAAAUAAAUGUGUGGUUUGUAAAUAAAUCCUAUGAAGAACUCAAAAAGGGAAGUCUCAAGGUCAAAACAUCAGAAGAAACUUUUGCGUGUCCAUAUUGCCCUAAGAGAAAAUGGGAUUAUAAGUACAAUGAACUCCUUAAUCAUGCUUUAGGGGUCGGUCAGAGUGACGCACAAAGGAGAAGUGUAUUGGAAAAGGCCAAUCAUCUAGCUUUAGUGAAAUAUUUGAAAAAGGAUCUUAUGAAUAUGGAAUAUCGAAUAAAACCUGUAAAUAAAUAUUUGGAAAAGGAUCUUAUGAAUGUGGAACAUCCAACAAAACCUACAAACAAAGGCCGUCUUCUUGUCAGUUCUGAAAAUCAGUUUGUGUGGCCAUGGACUGGGAUUGUGGUUAACAUUCCCACGAGACAGACAGAAGAUGGACGGUGUUUUGGGGAAAGUGGUUCCAAGCUAAGGGAUGAAUACCGAAGCAAGGGUUUUAAUCCAUGUAGAGUCCGCACACUUUGGAAUUCUUGGGGUCACACUGGAGCUGCGGUUGUGGAAUUCAAUAAAAGUUGGCUAGGCUUACAUAAUGCAUUGGCAUUUGAAAAAGCAUAUGCAGUAGAUCAUCAUGGGAAAAAUGAUUGGCUUGCUUAUACUGAAAUGAAGUCUGGUCUUUAUGCGUGGGUUGCUCGAGUUGAUGACUACAAUAUGGACAACGUAAUUGGGGAACAACUACAGAAGAUGGGUGAUGUCAAAACAAUACCUGAAAUCAUGGAAGAAGAAGCUAGAAGGCUUGAUAAACUUGUGUCCAGUGUGAAUAAAAUUCUUCAAGUAAAGAACAAUCAAUUAAAAGAAUUAGAAGUAGUAUGCAAUGAAAUUACACUUCGCAUGGACAUUGUGGUGGGUGAAAUAGACAGGCUCACUCAAUCUCACAGUCAAGAGAUGAAGAAAAUACAGUCAAGUGCAACUCAACACUUUCAGAAUAUUUUAAAUGGUCAUGAAAGGCUUAAGUUGCAACUGGAAUCUCAGAAAAGAGAACUUGAGAUGCGAAGAAUUGAACUGGAAAAACGUGAGGCACAUAAUGAAACUGAAAGAAGAAAGUUGGAAGAAGAGAUUAAUGAGACUGCAACUAAAAAUCACUUUCUUCAAAUGGCGUCUCUGGAGCAACAGAAAGCUGGUGAAAAUGUUUUAAAACUGGCUGCAGAUCAAAAGCGGCAAAAAGAGCAACUCCAUGCUAAAAUCAUCCGGCUUGAAAAACAACUAAAUGUGAAACACAAUCUCGAAUUGGAGAUUCAGCAACUAAAAGGAAAGUUAAAUGUCAUGAAGCACAUGGAAGAUGAUGAUGGAGACUUAGAUGUUCUGUAUACAAUGGAUGCUUUACAUAAGGAUUUAAGAGAAAAGGAACAGUCACUUCGAGACAUGGAUGCGUUGAACCAAACACUGAUCGUUAAAGAGCGUAAGAGCAAUGAUGAACUGCAGGAAGCUCGAAAGGAAUUGAUUAAUAGCAUUAAAGAGAUGCCGAGUCGUGGCGAUAUUGGUGUGAAGAGAAUGGGGGAGCUAGAUAUUAGACCAUUCAUAGAAGCUAUGAAAAAAAAAUAUAAUGAUGAGUAUGCAGAAGAUAGAGCUUCAGAACUGUGUUCAUUAUGGGAAGAGUAUCUGAAGGACCCUGAAUGGCAUCCAUUUAAAAUUUCUGUAAUUGAAGGCAAACAUCAGGAAGUUAUAGACGAUGAAGAUGAAAAGCUGAAAGAAUUGAAAAACGAGACAAGUGUAGAAGUCUAUAAAGCCGUGGUGGCGGCAUUGAAAGAGAUAAAUGAAUAUAAUCCAAGUGGGCGGUAUGUAACCUCGGAAUUGUGGAACUAUGCAAAGAGAAAGAGAGCAACAUUGCAAGAAGGAAUACAAGUUUUGUUGAAGCAAUGGAAAUUUCAUAGACAAAAAAGGGGAAUGAUAUGAGCUUGGUAUGUUUUCUAUUUGUAUAAGAUACUUCAUUUUUCUUUAGAACUGUAUAGCAAGAAAAAUAUUUUCCAAAUGAGGUUCAAUUUUCUUUUGAACUGUUGGUUUACUUUUAAUUCAAGUUUGGUAUAAAAAUUAGUGUAAACUUUUAAAUUAAAUGCAAAAACUUGCUUUUAUUACUUCCUUUCGAACUAAGGUUCGAUUUUGCCUCACAUAAACCAAACAUAUGUAUGAUGACUAAAAUUGCAUUUGACACGAGAGAAUCAAUUCUGGUAGUUGUCAUGUAACUGCGGAUUAUAUUGCUGAAAGGUUAGUGUCUGAUGCUGGAAUUAGCGCGUUGUUUUUCUCAAGGCAAAUGUGCUGUGAAUUCAAGCUGCCACAUGCAUAAUGGUUGAGGAAUAUUUUGCUUCUCUGGACACUUGAUGCUUUUGUGGAGGCAUACUAUGUAAAACAUUUGUUUCAUCAUAUAUGUAUAUAACAUCAUUUCUAUCUGCCUUCA